Paramecium octaurelia is the source of this 329-nucleotide messenger RNA. Lineage: Eukaryota; Ciliophora; Oligohymenophorea; Peniculida; Parameciidae. The record is from the annotation of a GenBank genome assembly.
AGGAAUAAUAAGGAAUAUAUCUAAUAAAAGUAUGGAUAGCAAAAGAAUUAAUAAAUUAGCGUUAAUAUUGAAGAAGUAUUUGUACAUAAGAAAUUGAACUCUAAACUCAGGUGGAAUAAUUAUAACAAUGGCAGCUUUGUUGUGUUAAUUUUUAACAUCAAAAAGAGAUUUGGGAAAAUUAUGAAAGAAUUAAUUAAUGCAAAUAAAGUAUUGGAAAAAUAUAAAGAUAGUGGAUAGGGCGAAAAGAAUUGUUAACUUAUAACAAAGACAUAGUUUUUUGCUAAAAAUACUUAAAUUAAAUCCAUGCUAUUCUAAAAGAUAAAAUUGAG